UCUGAUUCUGAUUGUGUCACAAGUCGCAAGUUAAAAGCUCAACAAUGUUCAAGCUGGUAUUCCUGUUGCUCGCCGCCAUUUUCGCCGUUGCCUUGGCUGUGCCAGCACCGAUUCCUGGACCCAACCCAGCGCCCAGUCCUCAGUUCCUCUACUCGGCCGGCUAUCCUGCUGUCUACUCCUCGCCCUAUGUCUACUAUGGCUGAGUUGCAGAGAAUGAAUUCUAAUUUUUUAUUUGACAAAUAUAUGCAUUGAGAAAACGUAAAAAUCAAACGAAA
Messenger RNA from Scaptodrosophila lebanonensis, 275 nucleotides. Its product is annotated as neuropeptide-like 4. The coding region runs from base 45 to 203 and encodes 52 amino acids. The record is from RefSeq and is a predicted model, not a curated record. The transcript has 2 exons. Lineage: Eukaryota; Metazoa; Arthropoda; Insecta; Diptera; Drosophilidae.